Molecule: messenger RNA, 1089 nt
Organism: Epinephelus fuscoguttatus (brown-marbled grouper)
Lineage: Eukaryota; Metazoa; Chordata; Actinopteri; Perciformes; Serranidae
Gene: sae1
Product: SUMO1 activating enzyme subunit 1
Exons: 8
Coding region: 1-936 (311 amino acids)
Biological process (GO): protein sumoylation
Cellular component (GO): cytoplasm; SUMO activating enzyme complex
Molecular function (GO): SUMO activating enzyme activity
Source: RefSeq, a predicted model, not a curated record
AUGCCUCUGUGGCAAAAAGCCACCUGGGCCUGGGCCAAACUCAGAGCAUGUUCACUCUUUGCGAAUGGCAUCUUCCAGAUGCUCUCUGAUUCUCUGCUGGUGUCGGAGGAGUCAUGUCGAGCUCAGUUCCUGGUUCCGGUGACAGCUCAGGGUCAGAAUCGAGCCCAGGCCUCUCUGGAGAGAGGGCAGAACCUUAACCCAAUGGUGAAGGUUCAUGCCGACCCAGGCAGAGUUGAAGACAAACCAGAUGACUUCUUUCUACAAUUCGAUGCAGUUUGCCUGACAGGCUGCUCCAGAGACCUGAUGGUGCGGGUGGACCAGCUCUGUUCUCAGCACAACAUCAAAGUCUUCUGUGGGGACAUCUAUGGUUACUAUGGCUACAUGUUCUGCAACCUGGGACGGGAGCACAACUAUGUAGAGGAGAAACCCAAAAGUGUGAAACCGACUGGAAAUUUAACGGAAGACGGGCCAGAGACAAAGAAAGCCAAAGUUGACCCCAAUGAGACCACCAUGGUGAAAAAGACGGCCAGCUUCUGCACUCUAAAGGAGGCACUGGAAGUCGACUGGACGACUGAGAAGGCCAAAGCCGGGAUGAAGCGAACACCAGUGGACUAUUUCAUGCUUCACGUUCUGUUAAAGUUUCGUACCGACAAAGGCCGUGACCCUGAACCAGAGUCCUUUGCAGAGGACAGUCAGCUCCUGAGGCAGAUUCGCGAUGACGUCCUGGAGGCCUUGGCAGUGAGCAGUGACCUCCUGAAUGAUGACUUCAUCAGCUACUGCUUCUCUGAGAUGUCUCCAGUGUGCGCUGUCGUGGGAGGAGUUCUGGGACAGGAAGUUGUAAAGGCUCUCUCGCAAAGAGACGCUCCACACCGGAACUUCUUCUUCUUUGAUGGUCGUAAAGGCAGCGGCAUGGUUGACUACUUUGGACCAAACUAAACGGUUAAACAUAAAUGAACGUCCAGAAAACUUUUGUGUUUUCCUCAGUUUGUUCUGUCAGAUCAUUUAUAUCAGGUCUUGCUCUAUUAAAUUAGUCUGUUGUUUCAUUUUUUAAAAGAACAUUUGCUAAUAAAACAUUGUUAAGUAAAAGGA